Molecule: messenger RNA, 1661 nt
Organism: Schistocerca nitens (vagrant locust)
Lineage: Eukaryota; Metazoa; Arthropoda; Insecta; Orthoptera; Acrididae
Product: zinc finger protein 808-like
Exons: 7
Coding region: 129-1283 (384 amino acids)
Biological process (GO): regulation of transcription by RNA polymerase II
Molecular function (GO): RNA polymerase II cis-regulatory region sequence-specific DNA binding; DNA-binding transcription factor activity
Source: RefSeq, a predicted model, not a curated record
CUAAACUGUAAACAAGACAUCAAGUAUAGGUCGUCUGCUGUUGGUAAAGUUUUUAGAGGAGUUACAUUAUUAAUGGAAUUGUUCAAUAAGCGCUCGUGAUUUACUUUUCAAAACAAUUCGUGUUGGAUAUGGAAUCCACAGGAGAGAAAGAGGCAGUCCCACUGUGCAGCAGAAUAGACAUCAAAGAAGAGCCAAUAUCAGCCGACCCAUAUGAGCAGCCAGAAACUGAAGAGUUCUAUAUUGAAGAAGGAAAUAAAGUGGAAAUUUCUGAAGAUGAUGAUGUGUAUGAGCCAAUAAAGGUGAAGAAAGAGGCAUGUCUGUCAGAGGAAGAAACCACAUCUCCACUUGAUGCGGCUCACAUAAAAAAGGAACCUGAGCUACAAAUCGAAGUGGAGCCAACAAAUUGUGGCAGUGACCAAGAGAGUAAUAUACCUCCUGGCGUGGGAACGGACGGCAAUGGCAGUGGCGGUUCCCUAGAACGCACCACCAAGCAGGAAGCCUUCUGUGAGCAUGAAAGCGAUGCUCAGCAUCUCGCCCGCAGCUGCAACAUCUGCAGAAAGACACCUCUGCACCUGAGGGACCCGAAGGAGCAUAAACAGGUGACCAACGGUCUAAAUUCGUUCGCGUGCAGUGUGUGUCACAAAAGGUUCAAAGGAAGAGAACACCUGAAGAAGCACUCCCUCCUGCACAGCGAGCGCCCAUAUAAAUGUGAUGUGUGCGACAAGGCGUUUAGACACUGCGGCACGCUGAAGAUGCACUCGCGGCGACACGCGAUGGAACGUCCCUACGUCUGUGAAGUGUGCCACAAGGCGUUCAAGGUGUUCGGCAGCUUCGAGAGUCACUCACGUCUGCACGCGACCGAAUGUGUGUACUGCUGUAAAGUGUGUCACAAAACGUUCAGGUGUCUCGGCAACACGAAGAGGCACGAGUGCGUGCCCAGGAGCGAACGUCCAUACGUGUGUUCCGUGUGUCACAAAAAGUUCAAAACUGCUCGUGAGUGGAGGAGACAUUCACAAGUGCACAAACGCGAACGCCCGUGUAUUAGAAACGUGUGUCGUAAGAAAUUCACAGGCAGCAACGCCCUUAAGAAGCAGCCCACUGUGCGCGUGAAUAGAGGCCCCCAGACCUGUGACGUAUGUCAGAGGAUAUUCCCGUGCAGGAGCAAACUGAGGGAACAUUCCAGAGUGCACACCGGCGAACGUCCGUUCAGUUGCGACGUCUGCCCCAAGGCAUUCAAGCGACGGUCUUGCCUGAAGCGACACAUGGGAGUGCACAGACUCUAACGGCCUUAUGACUGUGUUGGGUGCUGUAAGACGUUAAAGACUAGAUGUGGCUUUAAGACGCGUGGAAUCUCAUGUCCUUAGACUACUCUUAUGACCGCCUGUGCUGGAAGGGCUAAGUGUUUCUGCAACUUGUCAGUUGGAAUCCUCCGGUGCUGCACCUGUGCUAGGAUGAAACGUCAGCUGUGUCAUCGCUGUGACCGUGGUUGUAACAUAGCUAUAUGAAUGCGUCGUGUUUAUUGCUCAUCGAGGCGAAUCAAUUAUAUGACGUUGUAGUUUCUGUUAUUUCGGACAUGUCGGAAAGAACAGACACCACGCAAUCAUAAUAAUACAGGGUGUAUCAAACAGAAUCAUCCGAUUUGGAACGCCUAUACAGGGUGU